AGUACGUCAAAACAGCUGGGAGUGGAGCAAAAUUGAGUCGGUGGACGAUCGUUUUUUGGGUGGUUUGAUGUCGGAUGCCAGUUGAGUGGAACCCGAGACGGUACCAGCGCGUGUCGUGGAAGGGAUAAAUGCCCUCUCUUGAAGCGCUACCCCCGCAAAGAGGACUCCAUGUCUUUCUUGGACUGCUCCUGCAUCUCCCACUCUCAGGUCCGGCCAAUCACCUUAGAGGACCAGUAUGAGGACAUCAGCCAUCAAUUCCUGAGCUCUGAUGUCUCAGACUGCACUGUCACCGUGGCCUCAGGCUGCGAUGACCUCACAGGCCUCUCUGCUGAACCCUCCAACUAUCAGAUGCUGUCCGAACUCGGGAGGGGCUUCAAUAACAUGAGCCAGGUUAGUAUGGCGCGCCACACCCCCUCCGGCCAGCUGGUGGCAGUCAAGCACACCAACCUGGACGAGUGUACCGAGGAUGAACUGCUGCAGCUGAUGAACGAGGUGCUUCUCUCCAGGCUGUUCCGCCACCCCAACCUGCUGACCUCACGCCUGGUCUUCAGCUCCUGCUUUCAGCUCUGGGUCCUCACACCGCUCAUGAGCUACGGUUCUGCAGAUGCACUGCUGAGGACGUGCUUCCCUGAUGGGAUGAGUGAGUCCCUGAUAGCGUACCUCCUCUACGGAGUCCUGAAGGCUCUGGAGUACAUGCACCAGAUGGGUUAUGUCCACAGAGGCUUGAAGGCCAGUCAUAUCCUGCUGUCUGGUGAGGGGCGUGUCUACCUCUCGGGGCUGCACAGUGUUUACAGUAUGAUGCGUGAUGGGAAGAGGGCGCGGGCCGUGUUCGACAUGCCUCACCACAGCCCCGCCCUGCUGCCCUGGCUCAGCCCGGAGCUGCUCAGACAGGAUCUCCAUGGCUACGGGGUGAAAUCAGACAUCUACAGUCUGGGCAUCGUGGUCUGUGAGCUGGUGAGUGGCAGGGUGCCAUUCCAGGACAUGCCCCCAACUCAGAUGUUGCUCCAGAAGCUGAGGGGGUCUCACUGCUGUCUUCUGGACGUGGCUCCCUUCCCCCUGGGGGAGCUGGGGGGGCUGAAGGUGUCCCGCUCCGGGGUGGACUCUGGUAUCGGGGAGAGCGUCGCUGCGGGGAGCCUGACCCGCACGGCCGAGAGACCCCAGAGCCCUGCGCCCAAGAACCACUCAGCCACACUGCACAACCUGGUCCAGCUGUGUCUGCAGCAGCAGCCUGAACGCAGACCCUCUGCCUCCGCACUGUUGUCCCAUGCCUUCUUCAAGCAGGUGAAGAGGCAUACCCGUGACUCCUUCCUUAGUCUCAUGUACCCCGCCGUGCCCCUCUCCAGCCCGGAGGAGCCCCCAGUCUCCUGCCCCCCCACCCCAUCCUGCCACGUCCCAACCGUCCCCACAACCGACCCCACAGAAGGAGUGUGGGAUUUCUCCUAAAUGCCACCAGGACCCCCAUCCCCCUCGCAAACGUUUCUGACACCUGAUAACUGAGCCUAUCUCAAGACAAUCAAAAACAGCGAGCCCAAACCUUUCUACUGUGUUUAAAACUGACCUUAUACCCACCACUCUGAGCCUUUCUACUAGUUUUGUAGUUUUUUUGUAUUUGCUUUGAAGCACAGAUAUACUGUAUGGAUUGCCAGGGUGACGAGGAGCGCUGGAAACAAGAUCCAGCUCUGCCUGGAUUGUCCAAUGAGGAUCUCUGUGCCAGGGGGCAUGUCUGCCAAUCAAUAACAAUGAUGAAAACAAUAAUCACCUGGUGGGACACCCCCCCCCCCCCCCCUUAGUGGAAGAA
Molecule: messenger RNA, 1798 nt
Organism: Osmerus eperlanus (European smelt)
Lineage: Eukaryota; Metazoa; Chordata; Actinopteri; Osmeriformes; Osmeridae
Gene: stradb
Product: STE20 related adaptor beta
Biological process (GO): activation of protein kinase activity; protein phosphorylation; protein export from nucleus
Cellular component (GO): serine/threonine protein kinase complex
Molecular function (GO): ATP binding; protein kinase activity; protein serine/threonine kinase activator activity
Source: RefSeq, a predicted model, not a curated record